Paramecium pentaurelia is the source of this 1113-nucleotide messenger RNA. Lineage: Eukaryota; Ciliophora; Oligohymenophorea; Peniculida; Parameciidae. The record is from the annotation of a GenBank genome assembly.
UCAUGUUCCAAAAACAAAAAAAUUAGAAAUCACUUAUAUUAGAACUUGAUUAUGAAGUCGAAAGUAAAUCAAUAAAGAGUUCAACAAAAAUGACUGAAUAGAAAAUUAUUUCUAAAUUUGUUGAUUUAUAUGAGGAGGUAAUAAUUUAAAUAAAAGGAUCUCAAAAUCUGGUAUUUCCUAUUUCAAUAUUUUAGUAUUUAAUCAAUAAAAUGGCCAAUUGCAAGAACGGAGAUGUUUUUAAUAUAGAUUUAUUGUUGUCUAAUUUCAAAUACUUAAUUACAUUGUUAAUUUAAGAAUUAGUAUAGUUUAUAUAUAUAUAUUAAGAUUUAAUAUCAGAUGCAAGUGGAUUCUCAAAAUAUUGAACCAAAUAAAUCCAAUUAUCAUGACUUAAAUUAAAUGAAACUUGACCUUUAAAAAUUUAAAUAUGUAACAUUAUUUUAUUGAACAUUGAAGGACAAGACUGACUUAUAAUAUAAAGUUAAAGAACUUGAGUAAGAUUUAUAUCAAUAAUAAAAAUUAAAUGCUUCCAUUUGCCAAGAUUUAUUAGAAGCUAGACAAAAAUAUUAAGUAAACUAUAAUAUUAUUAAAUAAGGAAUUACAAAGAAAAUUAGAUCAUUAGACCUAAAAUAAAUAUGAUAAAACAUUCUAUGCACUCUAUGAUCAAAAUAUCAAAGAAAAACUUUAAUAAUUACAUACAAUCUACUAAAUUGACAAAUCUUAGAAAUCUAAAUCUAUUAAUAACUAAAAGUAAAAGUUAACCAUUAUGACUGAACCCUGUGAUUCUGAUUCUUAUUAUGGCAGAUAUGGAAAUAUUACAGAAAAAAGUAAUUCCUUUUAUGGCAGAAUUAGUAACAAAAAUAAAUAAAAUCAGACAAUCGAAAGUAUAUUUAAUUUAUAAUUUAUUUAGCCAUCACAUCACUUGGAACUGAUUACAAUAAUGUAUCUGAUUCCUUUUCAUGUCUUUUAAAUAAUAGCUUUUAUAACAAAAGAGAUAAAUCUAUUAGUCUCUCUAUUGAUUAAUCCUUAGAACGUUAUAAAAAUCUCAAACAUGUAUACAAAUAAGGACUUCCUAACAACUCUAUUAAAUGCAAGAAAUAAACUUAAUUUAGUUGA